Carya illinoinensis is the source of this 2166-nucleotide messenger RNA. Its product is annotated as two-component response regulator ARR11-like. The coding region runs from base 199 to 1941 and encodes 580 amino acids. The record is from RefSeq and is a predicted model, not a curated record. Gene Ontology annotation, molecular function: DNA binding; DNA-binding transcription factor activity. The transcript is spliced from 5 exons. Lineage: Eukaryota; Viridiplantae; Streptophyta; Magnoliopsida; Fagales; Juglandaceae. Gene Ontology annotation, biological process: cytokinin-activated signaling pathway; phosphorelay signal transduction system.
GGUAGAGAGAGAGAGUUUUAAACCGAAAGGUGGCAGACGCUAACGUGCGCCAUUUAUAUUUUUAAAACUCUGUAAAGACGCUGAUCCUUUAUCGUCUUUGUUUUGUCUUGCAGAGAAUCCUCGCCCCCUCCCUCCACUCCCCGACCGCCACCUCAAAUUCCCCACUACAGUUCAUUCUGAAUUUCCAGCUUCUUCUACAUGGAGAACGGCUUCUCUUCUCCUCGGAGCGAGUCUUUCCCGGCAGGUCUCCGGGUGCUCGUCGUUGAUGACGACCCCACGUGGCUCAAAAUUCUCGAGAAGAUGCUCAAGAAGUGCUCCUAUGAAGUGACUAUAUGUGGUCUGGCAAGAGAAGCUUUGAAAUUGCUUCGGGAAAGGAAAGAUGGGUAUGACAUCGUAAUCAGCGAUGUUAACAUGCCUGACAUGGAUGGUUUCAAACUUCUUGAGCAUGUUGGACUAGAGAUGGAUCUUCCUGUCAUCAUGAUGUCCGUUGAUGGAGAAACAAGCAGGGUAAUGAAAGGAGUUCAGCAUGGAGCCUGUGAUUAUCUCCUCAAGCCGAUAAGGAUGAAAGAACUCCGGAAUAUAUGGCAGCAUGUCUUCAGAAAGAAGAUACAUGAGAUAAGGGACAUUGAGCAUCAUGAAAGUUUUGAGGGUAUUAGACUAUCAAUAAAUGGAUCAGAAUUUUCUGAUGAUUGUAUCAUGUUUAGUGGAGAAGAUCUGACAUCUUUUAAGAAAAGAAAAGAUUUUCAGAACAAAUAUGAUGAGAGAGACUAUGGCGAUCAUUCUUCUACAAAGAAACAUAGAGUGGUGUGGUCUGUUGAUCUUCAUCAGAAGUUUGUCAAGGCUGUAAAUCAGAUUGGUUUUGAUAAAGUAGGUCCCAAAAAGAUACUCGAUUUGAUGAAUGUGCCAUGGCUGACUAGAGAAAAUGUUGCUAGUCACUUGCAGAAGUACCGCCUCUACUUGAUUAGAUUGCAGAAGGAAAAUGAUCUGAAAGCUUCUUUUGGUGGUAUAAAGCAUUCAGAUGUUCCUUCAAAGGAUACUUCUGGAGGUUUUGGCCUGCAGAGUUCAAUCCACACGAACCAAAAUGAUGUUGCCAAUGACAGGGACCAAUUUUCUGGCAGUAACUUCUAUGGUCAGGACCUGGAUGCCAAAAACCAUGAUGGUGAUCGAGAGGAAAUUGUUUUAGAGCCCAAGCCAGAUUCGAAGAAACCAUUGACUGCUGAUGUUCCUGAUCCUCAGGAUACAAGGUGCUCACAGAUGAGCUUUGAUCAUUCUUCUGCAUCACUGGGAUCUGAUGUAAACUAUACAGAGUUUGAUUGUAGCAUCCCAAAACAGUACCCUUGGAGUGAAUGUCCGGAAGUUCAAUCCAAACAGGAACAUAAGCUUCUUCUUCAGUUAGAGGAUGGCUUUAGCCAGCAACUACCAUGUGUUCCACAGCAUUACAUUGAAAUUGAUCAACUACAAUCAGGAAGAGAUAUAAGUAGCCCUAUCAAAAAUGAACCUGUGCUUGUCCGGUGCAAGAGCCAUCGUGAGAGCCAUAUCAGUCCAAAGGAAACUGCAAUUGACGAUUUUUCUGUUCAACCCAAGAGCCUUACCGCAUAUCAUCAAUCUUUUGAGCCCAGUUCAACUGCAAUAUCGAGCAUGAAACCACAGGCUGUCGAUCUGAGCUGCAUUACAGACUUAGAAUCUUGCCAACGAAACCUGAUAUCUCCAACUGACUCGACUUUUCCACCAUUCAAUGAGGACCUGACGGUUUGCUGGCUACAAGGUGAUUUCCUAAAUAAGAAUUUUGGACUCCCAAAUAUGGAGUUUGCUGACUACAGCGACCACGGCUUUGUCGCCGACAUUCCUGUCCACUUGUAUGACACGCUAACUUCUGACUACGAGUGUCCUUAUGACCCAACAGAAUAUCCUAUAGUUGAUCAAGGUCUAUUUAUAUUAUAACCUUGCCAUCUUGCUUGAAGAGAGGAUCCUUUCUUCUUUCUUCUUAGUCAACCAAAAUUAAGUGGAUUAUUUCCAAGUACCUUAUGGAUCAGGAAAUAGUUCUCCUGAUCAGUUCCGACCUGGAUGUUAUAAUUUUGUAUUAUAGGACUGUUGCCGAACUUUUACCAUAAUAAGUUUGCUUGUUGAAGUUUGGUCUUAACUUAGGACUGUAUUUAUGGAUGUUAA